This is a messenger RNA of Chlamydomonas reinhardtii, 2002 nucleotides long. RefSeq lists its product as uncharacterized. The transcript has a single exon. Lineage: Eukaryota; Viridiplantae; Chlorophyta; Chlorophyceae; Chlamydomonadales; Chlamydomonadaceae. The coding region runs from base 29 to 469 and encodes 146 amino acids. The record is from RefSeq and is a predicted model, not a curated record.
CCCCGCGGGCUUCCCCGCCCUGGCCUCCAUGCUGUGCGACGCCCCGGAGCCGGUCCAGCACCACGUCCGCUCAUCGCUGCCCCCCGACGUCGCCCAGCGGGUCCACGUCCUCUCCAAGAGCUCCCUGGUGGGCUGCACCUCCGCGGCCGCCUACCAGCUCCUGCACGCCCAGGCGCCCGACGUGCUGCCCGCCGCGCUGGACAUGCUGGGCCUCACCGACCAGGCCGCCCCCCUCGCCGACCUGGUCUGCGCCGCGGCCCCCGCCGGCGCCCCCGCCGCCUGCUCCGUGCUGACGCGCCUCACCGGGGGGGCCCGCCCCCUCCCCGCCCCCUGGCUCCUCGCCACCUCCUGGGUCCUCCACCCGGCAUGGAGCCACCUGACGCAGCAGCUUGGCGUCUUCUACGAUGGCCUGUCCCUGCGCAGCGCCGCAGCGGGGUUGCGUUCCGCAACCCCUAAACACACGGUGUGAGACGGUUGAUACGCGGUACAUAGAGGGGGCGCGUGCCGCGCCCCCUACACAUGCGCGGGCGACGCCCGCGCAGUACGAAAGCCAAUGCGAAGUGUGGUUUGCAGCUGUGUGAGAGCGAGUGUCGGUGUCAAUGACCUUGAGGACGUGCAAGGGGCGGCAGCAGCAAAAAAAGUGCUGGCCUCAGCGGAUCUAGCUCGGGGGAGGCUCGAUUUGAAGGGGGGUACGUAUGCUAAUUUAAUGCAUUACUUGGGAAUGGUGAAGGGGUAUGUAGUCGAUGUGCGCGGGGCGCUGCCCGCGCAGACCAUGCGUGGCCCGUCACCCUUUUUUGUUCAUGCGCGGGCGAAGCCCGUCGCAUGGAGAGAGAUGGGUAAUAAGGGGGUAGUUGGUAGAUGUAUGGGUGUAUGUAAAGGUGUGUUAUAGGGAUGGGGGCGCGUUCCUCGCCCCCUGAACACACGGGGUUGCGUGCCGCAACCCCUGGACACACGCAUGCCCGUCAUCCCUUUCCUUUGUUUAUGCGCGGGCGAAGCCCGUCGCAUAUUACUAUAGAGUAUGGGUGCUAAUAGCAUAGAGGUAAGGGUACUAAGUCAUGGGGUAAUGGUACUUGAUACCGUAUGUAAGAUGUGUGUGAAAUUGAUGGAGUAAGAAGUGGGUGAUAGGUGGUACGUAGAUGUAUGUAUAGGUGUAUGUAGAGGUAUGUUAUAGGGAUAGAAGGUUGUUGUGUAGAGGUAGGAGUAUCGGUUAGAAAUUCUAUGGACUAGGGGGUGCGGGGCUUCGCCCGCACCUGGACCACGCACGGCCCGUCUUUUACCCAGGGGUUGCGUUCCGCAACCCCGCGCCCAAAAGGAUAAGGCGCCUUAUCCUUUUAUAAUACGGUAAGAAGCCAUGAAUUCCCAUUCCUUACCCUCUCAAGUUCACACAGAACUCAUGGACCCCCGGCUGAAUUAUGACGGUGGUAUUUUGUGUGAAGUUGAAGGUGUACGAUGCGGCCUUUACACGGUGCGUGCCUAGGGUAGUAGAGGUACGCGUGCUGGUUUUGCCUGUUCCUGUAUGUAAUACUCACACAGAGAUAGAUAAUCCAUGGUGCCAUCUAAUAGCAACGGGGAGAUAUGGUAUUACUAUAGAGUACGUAUGCUAUUAGCAUUGAGGUACGUAUGCUAAUAGUAUGGGUAUUGGUAAUUGAUACCGUAUGUAAUAUUUGUGUGAAGUUGAUGGAGAGAGAGAUGGGUAAUAAGGGGGUAGUUGGUAGAUGUGUGGGUGUAUGUAAAGGUGUGUUACAGGGAUAGAUGGUUGUUGUGUGGAGGUGUAUCGGUUAGGUCCUGGGAGCGCUGUCGAGGGUCAGGCACGGAACGCAAGCAGCGGGGAGGGCGCGCGGUGUUGUGGGUCCGCCGUUCUGAGCGCGGGUGUCCAUGGGGUGGAAGGGUGGAAAGGGGAAGGUGUGUGUAGGCGCGGAAGUGCUCGGAGUGCGCGCCGAGUGACCUUAACGCGCUGCAACUGAUAUCUUUCAGCAGGUCCCUCUUGUAACCAAUGCAAUCU